GCUUUAUGGGAAGAAAGAUUCAAUUAUGAAAGUUCCAUUUGCAUAUUUACGAGCUCCAUCUGUUUCAUACCACACUUAUAAAUCUAUUUUGGGGAGCUUUAAGCAUCCCCCCUGAUGAGGACAUUGAGCCAACUGAAUCUGUUUUUACUUUUUGGGUAAAAUAGUUACUGUAAAUCUUAGCAAGCUGACACCUUUGACUGUUCUUUUCUUACGAUUAUGUAUAUGAUUAUAAAACCAACUAUUUGACAAAGCAGAUGGUUUAUGAUCACAGGAUGAGUUGAUUUUGCUUUAACGUAACACUGGAUGAUGGCAGAAUCCUAGUAAAGAAAAAUUCAGCAAAAUAUUUGGAAGAUAGUUUAAAAGAUUAGUUUAUUGGCUACUUUCCUGUUCGAGGGUGUUUGGUUUGUAAAGCAAGGCUGAGGUUUGAGGGGAACUCUGCGAGGUAGCCAUGUAAUGCUAAUCUUGUAAAUGAAAGAUGUAACAGAGAUCAUGAACAUUAUAUGAACUUUGGGCAAUUAAGGAAUACAGGACAAGUAUGCUGCUCUUUUGAAAAUUCUGUGUUCAUGUAUCAGACAGCUUUUGACCCUUAUAACCAGGGGAAGCAUCGUACGAGAUGGAUUUGAGUUGCCAACCAGGCUUGCAGUGGCUUCUGCUGAUUUUGUUCUAUCUCUUACAGUGGCCUUAACAAGGAGAAACAUUGCAUCUGACAUCUCUUAUUACAAAGGGAAGCCGCAUGAUCUUGAUGCGCAAGAUCAGGCUGUUUUUUUUGUGGAUGCCGCUUCUGGUGUCAAAGUGAAGCAAUCUGGAAAAGUUUCUGCUUUCCUAAAGGACAUGGGAACGAAAUCAUUGCUCUGGGUUCAUUUGGAUGACUUGAUUGCUCUUGUCGGGAGACUGAAAGCUUGGAGUAGGAAAAGCAGGCCAUUGCAUUCAAGUGGGUUGGAAAGAGUGUUCGAGUGGUUGCAGGGAACUCAAGCACAAUAUGCUUGCAUUCAAGAUGAGGCAGACAUGCAAAUGAUUAAGACUGGAAUAUUGCUGCUCUCAUCUUGUUGGAAGCACUAUGGCAUGCUGGCCCACCUGGCUGAUAACUUCUUUCGUCUGCAUUACAGAGAUUUAUUUAAUGAGUACCUAUCUGGAAUAGAGCCUUUUACUGUAAACCAUGGUGAUGAACCUGCUGCAGAAAAAGAUAGUGCAAUUCAGACGAUAAAGUUUUUCUUGAACUGUCUCUCUCUUCUGCUGGGUAAAUUAGAUGGGAAGAAAUUUGAAGAAGCAUUAGCGGAACAUGGAACCAUGCUGUCUAGAGUUCUCAUAUCACUGUUUCAAUGUGCUGAUGAGGAUGUGAUUAAUAGUGCCAUAUGCCUCUUCAAAGCUGCCAUAUUUAGGACUCAUGUUACUUCGUCGAAAGACUAUAGUAGCAAUGUUAGAGAGCUUGAUUCUGUACUGCCAAUGCUAUUACAUCUACUGGAUGAGCGUGAUGGUGCAUCCAAAGCUGUUGUGAAACUUGUUGCGGAUUAUUUUUCUUUGUGCUCAGGCAAUCAUUGCCUUCGAGAUAUUUUGAAGGAUCUCUUUUCUGGAAACUUUUCACAGAGGAUGAAUGCCAUUGAUAUGUGGCAAGAUAUAGCAGGCCUCUUGUUGCAGUUCCUUGAAGAUGAAGAACCUGUUAUUCAAACAAGGGCAUCUGAACUACUUCCUCUACUUGAUUCUUCAUUAGUUUUGCCUGGUCUGGUUCGUCUUAGCUACAUUUCAAAUGAUAUGGUGGAGUCUGUGGCGAGUGAGGCAUUACUUGCUGUUUUGAAAAGUCACAAAGAUGAACCUGAGGUGUUGUGUUUGCUUCUUGAUAAUCUUAGCUGUCUUUGCAACACUUCGGAUGACAUUGGAAACGCAAAAGGACCGAAAUUGGAUACUGACAAAGUUCUGAAGCUUUUACCAGAGUGGUCAAAUGUUGAAGAUUGGAACAGGAUGAUCAAUGUGUUGUUUGACAAGCUCUUUGAAGAGCCAUCAAAUGCAGUUGUUAUUCGGUCCUGCAGUUACAUAAGUGACCAAUUAGCAGAUGCAGCAGAUCUGGUCUUUCAUCGACUCCUCCAGUAUGCAGCAGGACAAAAAGACAUUGAGGAUGGUGCUUUGGAGGGGAAGACAGAAACCUGUCAGGGCAAUGAUUCUUUGGAAUGCGAAACUUCCAUCUUUAGUCAUCUUUGCCCAUUAUUAGUUAUCCGGGUGCUUCCUUUACGAGUUUUUGAUGAUCUCGGCUCUCCUUUAAUGUAUGGAGAAAAUUUGAUACGGAAAAUCAAAGAUGAUGCUGGAACUUUCAACUUGGAUGAUACUGAAUGCGUCGGUUCACUUCUCAUGAGCAGAGCGCUCAAUAAAUUUGAAUUCGAAGAUGUUCGCAAGCUUGCUGCAGAACUCUGUGGGCGCAUCCAUCCACAUAUUCUCAUACCUAUCAUCUCCUCUCAGUUGGAAGUUGCAGCAAAAGCUGAGGAUACAAUGAAGAUAAGAGCUUGUCUGUUUUCUAUAUGUACCUCCCUCUUGGUUCGACGAAAGGAUUCAUAUCAGCAUCCUGGAAUGAUAAGAAUUAGGAACACUAUCAAAACAAUUUUAUCCUGGUGCUCGAUCGGGAGAGAUGAUGUUUUGAAAGCACAACAUGGAUGCAUUGAUUGCCUGGCAUGGAUGAUAUGUUCUGAACUAGAAGCUUCAAAAUCAGACAAUGCCAUAAUUGAAAGUUCAGUUUGCACACAUGUGCUAAGUGUAUUGACUGAGGAUGAUGAUUCUUCUUUGAGUGAACCUGGAGCUACAAUGCAACUCUCAUAUCGUCUCUGUAUGGCAAAUGUUCUCAUCAGUGCUUGUCAAAAGAUACCAGAUUCUUGCAGAAAGCCAUUGGCUCGGAGAAUUGUUCAACCGGUCAUUGCUGCUUCUGAGGUCACUGUGGAACCUGAAAUUCGGGCAGCUUGCAACCAGGUGUUGUUCACUGUGGUGUUCCAUCUCAAAUCUGCAGUUCGGAACUUUGCACCUGGUAUAUUGAAGGUUGCUUUGAGAUGCCUCAGAGAUGAUUUGGAACAGGUGAGGGUUACAGGUGCCAAGUUAUUGGCUUCUCUAAUGGCAAGUGAAGAAACAGUUGUUGAGAGAAUUUCAGGAGGUUUGCUAGAAGCAAGAACACUACUCCGAAGUUUAUCAACAUCAGAUUCUUCAGCAGAUGUACAACAACUGUGCCAGAAGCUGCUGUCCUGUAUGACAUCUUAG
Messenger RNA from Oldenlandia corymbosa var. corymbosa, 3231 nucleotides. NCBI's taxonomy places the organism in Eukaryota, Viridiplantae, Streptophyta, Magnoliopsida, Gentianales, Rubiaceae. The record is from the annotation of a GenBank genome assembly.